Messenger RNA from Marchantia polymorpha subsp. ruderalis, 1787 nucleotides. The record is from the annotation of a GenBank genome assembly. NCBI's taxonomy places the organism in Eukaryota, Viridiplantae, Streptophyta, Marchantiopsida, Marchantiales, Marchantiaceae.
GCAGCAGGAGCAGUCAUCAAGGAAUCGCUGGAACCUAUCCUGGAGAGUUACAGGCCAAUUGGUAUAUCGCAGUUGAAGUUUAAAGAGCUUCUUUUGGGAAAUGUGGCUCCCCAGAUUGAAGGUAUCAGGACAAAGAGCUUGGAAAAGGGCCAGGUCACCAUGGACUUGAAAUUCCGAUGGGGAGGCGAUCCCAGCAUUGUACUAGGUGUUUACACCAUGAUAGGGCCCGUCUUACCAGUGCAGCUGAAGGACUGCAAAUUUUCUGCCACCGUCCGGGUCAUCUUCGUGUUGUCAGAGGAGAUGCCUUUUAUAUCCGCUAUCGUGGUUGCCCUGUUGGCAAAGCCUAAACCUUCCAUCAAGUAUAUAUUUAAGGUGAUCCAUGGUUCCUUAACAGCCGUUCCCGGUCUUUCGGACAUGAUAAGAGAUCUCGUGGAGGACAUUGUUAUCGAUCAGUUACAAUGGCCGCACAGAAUAAUCAUCCCACUUUCGGCAGAUCCUGGUAUUUUAAGUGAUUUGGAAACGAAGCUCCAGGGCAAGGUAACGUGCACAGUUGUCAAAGCUGAAAGUCUCAAGAACCCGAAGACCAAUAUCUUGAUGGCUGACCCGUACGUGAUAUUGUAUGUUCGCCCUCUGUUCAAGUGCAAGACUCAAGUGAUCAAUGAGAAUCUCAAUCCUCAAUAUGAUGAAACUUUCGACCUAAAUGUUGAGGACCAUGAGACACAGGUGUUACAUUUCAAGGUUGUGGAUGAAGAUCACGAUAUGUACAUGGGGAACGCUAAAACCCUUGGUUUGGCUUCGUUCUCUAUCUCAAAAUUGGUGCCAGAACAAAAACAAACCCUCAGACUGCAGCUGUCGCCAUCUUUGGACAACGAUCUAGUCAAGGAGGAUCGUGGCACACUUCACAUAGAACUUCUAUACCAUGAGUACACUCAAGAGGAAUGCGCACAGGCUAUGGAACUCGAGAAAGUGGAACUCAAGAAACAGGAACUAGCAGAGGUUGAGAGAAAGAAGGAAUUAGAAGUUUCUGGAUUGCGGGAAGGACUGUGUAGAGCUGGCGUGUUGUGUGUCGGAGGAGUCGUUCUCGGUGGUUCAGAAAUUGUCCGUGGACUGGUUGGAGGCACCAGAAUGCUUGCCGAGGGAUCAAAGGUUGAAGCUGCCGGGAUGCUUGUCCGAGGAAUAGGUAAAGGUGCCGGACAAUUCGUUCACUGUGUUACCUUGGGCGUUGCAGACUUGGGCCUGGGGGCGACCUCGAGUGUUAAACGUUUCGCGGGUCUUGAAAAUUCGUUUGGAGAGGAGUCGCAGUUGGAGGAGGCAAGGGAGUGAAAGCGCUCACCGGAGGGAUUCCACUACAAUCAUCCCAGCUUGAGGGAUGACUGUAGUGGAGUGGGAAUGUGAUUGUCAAGUGAUUUUUGGACUGAAGAUGACUGUAAUGGAGUGGAAAGGCAACUGUCAAAUGAAUUUUGGAUUGAAAAUUUAUCCGCUCCUUCCAUAUACAGACACCGGCCAUUGUCUUCUGAACUCUAGUCGGUACUAGCUUCAACUUCAAUGUCGUUAGCUCCAAUCAAAACAGGCGGAGGCCCACGUGGAAUACAUUUUUUGCACAAAGUGAGGUGAAAACGCUCUGGAUUAUAUUAAGGAAUCAAGAUCCCCCUUUUUGGAAGCCGAAGCUGUCCCAUCCCAACCCCACGAGCUGUGAUGAAUAUCUGAAUGCGUGGGGGGCAGUAGGCAAUGUUGAGCAAAACAAUGUCCAUUGUAUGCGUAAGCAUAGGGCAAUGCUGUCGCCACCU